AUGGCAGCAGUCCGAGACAGCUUUCUCGAUCUCGAAAAGCAUCGUUUGCUGCUCGAGGACAACAUUGCCAAGCUGCAGAAGGCUUUGCAGCACUGGCAACAAUGGGAUGCAGAGUAUGAGUCCUUGAAAGAGGAGAUCGAGUCUGUCCCUCAGCCUGCCAGCCGAGAAGAUCUAGCGCGCAUUCGCAGAGACUUUGAGGGCGAGGUCGUCGACAAAAAGGAGAUCAACGACUUAUUCGGCCGGGUCGAUCUCAAGCCAGCCGAGCAGGUCGUCAAUCUGCUGUCGCGUCGCAUCGAGUACGUGUCAAAGAACAUCGAGACACUCGAAAAGCAGCUUGAGUCUGCCCAACAGAAACAUGCCGCUGCCAGCGUCGUCAGCAAUCCAGACGUCCGGGACGAGGAUGGUCUUCCUAUAACAGAGAUCAUCGAGGAGCUCGAUGAGGAGGGCAACGUUGUCUCUAGCCGGCUACAGCGGCCUGGCGACUCUAGCGCCCAGCUCAAGGAGAUUCUGGCCAAGGCCGGUGUCAAAGACAUACCUGCCGGGAAGCCUCAGGAACCCGAAAAGGUUGAGGCUAUCGUCGAAGAUGUCACCAAUGAGCCUCUCCUUGGGGAGCCCAUGGCACCUGCGCCCGCCGAGCAUGCUGCUGCUGUUGCAAAAGAGACGGAGCUCGAGGCCACAGCAGACGACACUGUCGCCAUCAAGAAGUCAGUUUCCUUCGCCGAGGACACUAAGCCGCCAACGGAGCCGCAAGUAUCAAGGACCGCCCAGCGCGUGGAGGAAAUCAUGCAAACCGCCAAGCAGCAGGAAGAGCUCGGCAGCCAACCACCAGUCCUACCCGAGAACGAGUCUGAGGAAGAUGCCUUUCUCCGUCGAGAGAUGCUCAAGUACGGUAUGGAAGAGGUCGGAGCAGUGGUGGCUGAGCUCAAUCUCGAGGAAGGUUCUGACGACGACGAGGACUGGGAGUAUGAGUACUCCGACCUUGAAGAGGACGAAGAGGACAAGUUUGGUCGAUCCAAGACCAGCGUGCUCGACGAGGGAUACCAUCAGAGAAUGUUGGAGCUCGAGAAACGGCUCGGAGUCAAGUCUCGCUUCACUGAAAAGGUCGAAGCAGAGACCGAGGAGUCGGAUGAUGAUCAGCAAGGCAUCGGCCGCAUUGUGGUGAGCCAGGGCGACAAGGGCAAGGCGGUGGAGCCUGUCAAGUCAUCACCUGCUCCCGCUGCGUCCAUUCUACGCACGGCUUCGUCGAGCGAGUCUGAUGACGGCAAGAAGAGUGUUCGCUUUGCUCAAAGCCUGGACAUUGCCGCUGAGAAAGAGGCUCCGGCACCGGCACCAGCCGCGCCGCCAUCAGCACCCGAACCCAUCGUGGAGCCUCUGAGCGACAUUGUUGAGCGCACUGGUCCCUCGAAGCAGACAGUUAGGCCCAGCCGGAAGACAUCUCGUUUCAAGACACAGAAGGCCGCCCCUACUGUCGUCGAUGAUGGAUUCGUUCCGAUGGGUCCGCGCGACGUGCCCUCACGGUUCCUCGACCAGGACAGGCCGACAGCCCCAACAGGUCCUGAGGGCAAGACGCUGGCUGAUGCGGUCAUCGAGAAGGAAAGCAAAGCUCUCGACGAAGACGCCUAUGAUGACGAGUUCAUCGAUCAAGAUCUCGCGGACGAGUAUCAUCGACAGAGGCGCAACUUCAUUCAGAAGCAAGGCGGCUUCCUGCAGGAAGACACGUCUGUGGUCCGGCCCCUUGACGAAGCCGAUGGUGGUCAGCGGAUCAGCAAGUUCAAGGCUGCUCGACUUUCCAAGCAGUAG
Molecule: messenger RNA, 1800 nt
Organism: Colletotrichum higginsianum IMI 349063
Lineage: Eukaryota; Fungi; Ascomycota; Sordariomycetes; Glomerellales; Glomerellaceae
Product: p450 monooxygenase
Exons: 1
Coding region: 1-1800 (599 amino acids)
Biological process (GO): negative regulation of transcription by RNA polymerase II; negative regulation of phosphatase activity
Molecular function (GO): phosphatase inhibitor activity; transcription corepressor activity; chromatin binding
Source: RefSeq, a predicted model, not a curated record